CGAGUUCUGCGGAUGCUCGCUCAAGUUCUUUCCACUUUCGACGGGUAGGUUUUUGCAGACGGAAGGUGAAAAGAUUUUCUCUGCAUACGAAUUGCGAAUUUGAGACAUUUAUAAUUGCGUGUGUGCUACCGACCAACAAUCCACAGACAUAGCUACAAUUUUUUUUGGCUAAUUGGGUGGCAAUUGCCGAAUACUGCCAGCAAAAAACGGAAGCCAUUAAAAGCGUCUUCUAAUUUUUGAAACUGGAACUGGAAUGUAAUUGCGUGCUUGUCAACGUCGAAAGAAGGCAGUGGAAAUAAAAAGAAAAAAAAAAGAAAGAAAAAAGUUGAUACCGCUGCAGCGCAGCAGCAACCAACCAACCAAUACUCGUUGUUGGCAAACUUUUAUAUACAUAAAUACAUACAAGUUUUGUGAAUUUUGUGGAAAAUUAAGAAAAUAUCAUUAUGAGUGGUGGAGGAUUGCCGGAGUUGGGCUCCAAAAUAAGCCUAAUAUCAAAGGCGGAUAUACGGUAUGAGGGACGUUUGUAUACGGUGGAUCCGCAAGAGUGCACCAUAGCGCUGUCCAGUGUGCGCUCCUUUGGAACGGAAGAUCGUGAGACGCAAUUUCAAAUAGCUCCACAGUCGCAAAUCUAUGACUACAUUUUGUUCCGUGGCUCCGAUAUCAAGGAUAUACGCGUGGUGAAUAAUCAUACGCUGCCGCAUCACAAUGAUCCGGCUAUUAUGCAGGCCCAGUUGCAGAAUGGACCACCUCAGGUUAUGCCGCCGCAACAUUUUCCCAUGCCAAAUCAACAGCAACAACAACAACAACAACAGCAGCAGCAACAACCACCACCAUCCAUGGGCGGAGGCGGUGGCGGUGGAGGAGUUCCUCCAUACGGCAACGGUAAUCCGUUUGGUAACUUAGCCGCCGCCCCUGGAUUGGCUGGCUCAUUGGCUCCCGGUGCUCCACAACAAGCACCCGUCGGCAGUGGUGGACCCUUUAUGCAUCUUGGUGGAGGUAAUCAACAACAACAGCAGCAAAAGCCACCCCAGCAGCAGCAACAGCAGAAACAACCGAUAUCUGUUUUAGAUAUGCUUGCCGGCGCCUCGCGAUCCACGACGCCCAUCAGUCUGAUUGUGAGUCCCACAGCUGAGCUCAAUCAGCAACAGCAGCAACAACAACAACAUGGCAAUGCGCGCGAUGCAGGACAUAAGCGCCAGAACCAUCAGCAGCAACAACAACAACGUGGCGGCGGGGGACCCAACAACAACAAUAUGCAACAACAACAACGCGGCGGUAACAACAGCAACGACUUUUACAAUCAGCAACAUCAGCAACGCGAUCGUCGUGAUUCAGGCCGUCAAAUGGAUAAUAAUUAUGGCCAAAAUAAUAACUACAACAAUGGCAAUCAGCGCCAACGUGGUGGAAUGCAACAGCAACAGCAGCAGCAACAACAACAACAACAACGUGGUGGAAAUGGCAACGGAGGUGGUAACAAUGGCGGUGGAGGCGGCUGGCAUAUGCAACGCGGUGGAUCACAAAAUGCCAACAAUAUGAUGAUGCGUAAUCGUGGCAUGCCCGGACGUGGACCCAUGCGACCCAAUCAGGGCUAUCGUCCGCAGUCGGCGAAUCAAAAUAAGCCACGAAACAAAAUCAAGUUUGAAGGAGAUUUUGAUUUCGAACAGGCCAACAAUAAAUUUGAGGAAUUGCGCUCUCAAUUGGCCAAGCUUAAAGUUGGUGAUGAAGCUUGCACUAAGACAUCAGCAACAGCAACAACACCAGGAGCCACACCAGGUGUGGCAGGAACAGGAGCAUCUGCAACCGGUGCAGGAACAACAACUACAGUUACCACUGAGCAGUUGAAUGGCGAGACAGACAAAAAAGAUGACUCUGGCAACGAGACCGGAGCCGGUGAGCAUGAGCCCGAAGAUGAAGAUGUGCAUGUGGGCUAUGAUAAGACCAAAUCAUUCUUUGAUAACAUCUCAUGCGAGGCAGCUCAGGAUCGCAGCAAGAAUAAGAAGAAUGAUUGGCGUCAGGAACGUAAAUUGAAUACUGAAACCUUUGGCGUUUCCUCGACACGUCGUGGAAGUUUCGCCUAUAGCUAUCGUGGACGUAAUCAUUAUUAUAACAAUAAUGGCAACGCCAUGGGUGGCAACGGAGGAGCCGGUGGCAAUGGUGGUGGCUAUGCUGGUGGUGCUCCAGGCUACAAUCGCAACAAUUAUCGCAUCGGCGGUGGCAAUUAUCGCAAUCGCAGCAACAAUCGUCAGCAUAACAACAACAACAAUGGACGUCCGAAUAAUAUUACCAAUGGCAAUGGAGGAGGAGCAAACACUGCAGCAGCACUUAAGGCAGCCGCCAACAAUACGGAAGUAGCAGCAGCCACAACAGCGGCCACCACCACUACCACCACCAACAACACAACGACAAAAUCAUCGGCCACAACUAUAUUGCCCGAGCAGCAGCAGACGCAACAAGCGGUGGCAGUUUCUCAAUAAUGUCGCAGGCAACAGCAGCAGUGGAUCGCCACUUUAAAUAAUCAGAAGAAAACCAGAUGGAGAAUUAUCAACAAUAAGAACAACAACAACAACAACAAUCGGAAAACGCAGCUCUCAUCCUCCUACUCAUCAACGUCAAGAAGAAGGCAAUGCUAAAAAUGGGGCAAAAGCACAACAACAAUCAACAGGCCGACCGACCGACCGACCGUCAGGAACUUCGAGUUAUAUGGAUCUAACAAAAAAAAAAAAACAAAAAAAAAAUAACAAAAAAAAAACGAAAAAGAAAGAAAAAACUAAAUGAAGAAAGAGAAGAAAAGAAUAAUAAGGAAAACGCAAAAAGAAAUUGAAAAUAAUGGCAUAAAUUGUAUAAUUUUUACUUAGUGUUGUAACACGCUCAUGACGUCCUGUGCGCGGGCCCAAAAAACCGUGUUGCUUUGUGUGAUUGAUUUAUCAGCGCACGGCCAUAUUUCCCCCUGCCCCGCCCAGCCCCCUCAAUUGUUAGAUUUUUAUGUGUAAAAAAAAACAAGGAAACAAAAAAAUAAAGAUAAAAAAUAAUAAAGGAAAUGGCCAGAACAGAGCAGAAAGAUAACAAACAUACGAUCGGACAGAAGGACACGCGUUAAAUUGAGAAGAAUAUGCACACACACUGACACUUACACACACACACAACAAACAAUACACCUCUACUUGCAUACAUAUAUAUAUAUAUAUAUAUUUAGGAAUAAAAAUGUGAAGAGAAAAUAUUAACUAUAAGUCUUUAUGAAGAGCGAUAGUGAGAGAGAGAGAGAGAGAGAUAGAGAAAGUGAGAGUUAUACAUAUAUAUUAAAGAAGAAAACAAAGAGAUAUAACGGAAAAGGAAAAUAAUAUAUAGCCCUCUCACCACCAAUCCCUGCCAACUUUCCCUUAGCCCCUACCCCCUCGCCCAAACGCAACACUCGAGAGGAUUACGUUUAAAUUAAAUCAGAAGAAUUAAAAAAUGGAUAUCAUCUCCCCCACCCCUCCAAAAAGUCACCCACCACACCACCCCCUCUAUUAAAAAUAAUAAAACUAAAUCCUAA
Messenger RNA from Drosophila willistoni, 3532 nucleotides. It is a transcript of the gene tral, whose product is annotated as protein LSM14 homolog B-A. Bases 444 to 2474 code for a protein of 676 amino acids. The transcript has 7 exons. NCBI's taxonomy places the organism in Eukaryota, Metazoa, Arthropoda, Insecta, Diptera, Drosophilidae. Gene Ontology annotation, molecular function: mRNA binding. The record is from RefSeq and is a predicted model, not a curated record. Gene Ontology annotation, biological process: P-body assembly; cytoplasmic stress granule assembly. Gene Ontology annotation, cellular component: P-body.